AUGCUCUGGGCCGCCCGCAAGACCCAUCUGCGAUUUAUUGCAGGCGCCUUGCCCCACGCAGAGGCCCCCGUGUACGUCAUCGGUAACCCCUCCGCCGACCUCGAUUCCAUGAUUUGCGCCUUGGUCUACUCGUAUUUCGCCAAUCGCUCAUCGCGAUGUCACAUCCCUCUCAUUAACAUUCCCCAAGUGCCCUCAGGUCCGGAGCUCUGUCGUCUCCGGCCUGAGUUUGUCAAAGCGUUCUGGAUCUCCACGAAUUCUGGAGACCCAACAUCUGAACCCGCAGGUAGCUUACUCCAGAACCACAUCCUCACCGUCGCGGACUUUGCAGAGCACCUGAAGCAACGCGGGAUAGACUGCGAUCCGGGUCCCCACCGCCGCUACGCGGCGGAUGCGGUCCUGGUCGACUGGAACGCGUUACCGAUCCCUUCAUCAGACGGCCAAAAAGGAAAAGGUAGUCUGGACGGCUUGCCGAUGGUUGAGUUUACCGUGGUAGGAUGUAUUGAUCACCAUGUCGACGAGGGAUUCCUAGGUCCUGAUAUCAAACCCUUGGUGAUUGAAAAAGCAGGGUCAUGUUCGUCUCUUGUUGUGAAUACUCUGAACACGAUGGGAUUAUGGACACCCUCAGAUACAGAGGAUCGGUUUCCAGAGGAAGAGCCGGUUGCCCGACUAGCGCUCGCUCCUCUACUGAUUGACACGGUGAAUAUGAAUGCCAAGGAUAAAGUGACUGUGAUCGAUACUGAAGCGUGGGAAUUCCUGCGCCGUAUCCUCGAUUCCGCGCCGUCCGCUUGGGACAGAGAUGCGUAUUACAGGCAGAUCCACGAAACCAAAUCAAACAGUCUUGAUCUACUCACCGUCGACGAGAUGCUCGAUCGUGACUACAAACAGUGGACCGAGUCGCCUCCGAGUCGUGCCGAGAAGCCCCUCAACAUCGGGUUCUGCUCGAUGGUCAAGCCCGUCUCCUGGAUUGUUCAAAAAGCAGGCAAUCCGCAGGCCUUUCUGGAUGCUCUGUGUGGGUUUUCUGCACGGCGUGAGUUGGAUAUUGUCGUCGUCAUGACUGCAUUCAGCUCGCCGAUGCGGAAUGGUGCAUUCGUUCGAGAGUUACUUGUUUGUGCCCUGCAAGAGGGACCGGCCGUAGAUGCACUGAAGGAUUUGGCAACACGCUCCGCCUCGCAGCUGGAUCUGCAGGAGUGGACGGCGCUGGACAGCGCCGAUGCGGAUGACCAGGCACCGGCGAUUCGGAGCGUUCUCGACAGUGAUCAGUUCCCCUGGAGGCGCAUCUGGGUACAGGGGGACGUGACAAAGAGUCGAAAGCAGGUUGCUCCGCUGGUUCGUCAGGCAGUUGCUUCUCCAGCAGAGAAACUGUGA
This is a messenger RNA of Aspergillus tanneri, 1365 nucleotides long. RefSeq names its product putative exopolyphosphatase (gene PPX1). Gene Ontology annotation, cellular component: cytoplasm. The record is from RefSeq and is a predicted model, not a curated record. The transcript has a single exon. Gene Ontology annotation, molecular function: exopolyphosphatase activity. NCBI's taxonomy places the organism in Eukaryota, Fungi, Ascomycota, Eurotiomycetes, Eurotiales, Aspergillaceae. Bases 1 to 1365 code for a protein of 454 amino acids.